Mycena citricolor is the source of this 2665-nucleotide messenger RNA. The record is from the annotation of a GenBank genome assembly. NCBI's taxonomy places the organism in Eukaryota, Fungi, Basidiomycota, Agaricomycetes, Agaricales, Mycenaceae.
GACGAUCCUCACUGUAGGUCUCGGUUCAGCCCUCAUUGGAAGUCUUCCUUGAUCAGAACGACAUGGGACGACUCGAUGCGAUUCCGAAAUACCUUCUGACCGACUGCGAGUUCACCGCAUGACAUGAUUGGACAGGACAAUACGAUGGGAUUCGUCCUGUUGUUUGGUGGACAUACCUCAUCAGUGACUUGCAACUCUCGUCAGUGGAAUCGACAGCGCAGUUGCGCCAGAUGUAUCCGGAGCCUCUCUUACCCCGCCUGAUAGGGGUUCCGACCGGCGCGACUGCGAUUAAAUCACACGAUCUCCCUGUGUCAAUCAUGCAAUCGUCAUUGUCUACACCAACGACACUCGAAAACCUGCUCGAGUAUCUACUGCUCGCACUGACGACUAAUGGCGCAUGUUUAACACGCCCGCUCUCAUGAAUUCAAGAGCUAUCAACUCCGUGGGUUCUUCUCGGAUGUAGCUUUGUAGCUGCCAGACGUCUGCCUCUCCAUGUUGAUUUAGGGUCUCCGAACUGUGGCGCUCCGGGCGUCUCACUCGCUCGGCUCCACUCCCACUCACGGUCUCUGAAAACAGAAACCCUUAGCACUGCGCCAUCCGUAACGAGUUCGAUCAUGAUGUAAUAUCUGGAACUGAACAGAUUAGCAGUCUGCUCCGAAGAACACACGCCCCUUACUCGGGAAAGCCGUUGAAUCUGUCGGGGUGGAUAUUAAACCCAAAGGUCGCUGGACGUCUGUGACGCUGUCCUGUCAUAUAUAUAUCAAGACUAGCUGGCAAUCAAGUUCCGUGUCCCUCACUCCCUCGUCGAGCCAUGGAGUCUCCGAACGAUUCUCCGAUAACCUCUCUCUCCGAGUAUGCCACGUUCCCUCAACGUAGCUCUCCCAGCCCGAUGGACCCCGACAAGAGGGAGGAAUCGGAUCGAUUCAAUCUCGAGCGCACUGUACCACCGACGCACAGACAUCGCACUCUCGUCCUCGCGUUCGAUGGGACAGGGGACUGUUUCGACGACGAUAACUCGAACGUGGUGAACUUCUUCUCGAUGCUCAAGAAGGACGACUGCGAACACCAGCUGGUCUACUACCAGGCGGGGAUCGGGACGUAUUCUGUCCCAGAGAUCGCCCACCCGUUCAUGGCGAAGCUCCACCGCACCAUCGACGCCAUGCUCGGCCUACAUCUGAACGCACACGUCAUGGGCGGAUACGAGUUCCUGAUGCAGAACUAUCAGGCGGGUGACAAGAUCUGCCUAUUCGGCUUCUCCCGUGGCGCCUAUACCGCGCGGGCAUUGGCGGGAAUGAUCCACAAGGUCGGCCUAUUGCCCAAAUGUAACCACCAACAAGUAGCCUUUGCGUACAAGAUGUAUUCGCGGGAGGACGAAGUGGGCUGGCGCCAGAGCACAGCGUUCAAACGCGCAUUCAGCAUCGACGUCGAAAUUGAGUUCCUCGGGUCUGGUGUGUGCUAUUCGUGUCGCCUCUCCGUUCUUAUCUACUGAUUCUUACUCGCGCUUGUCCGUGAUUCUUACUCGCAUCCGGCAGGGACACCGUGAGCUCAGUGGGCUUCGUCCCGCGCCGCUUGCCAUUUACGAGGAACAACACGAACGUGCGGUACUUCCGACACGCGAUCGCACUGGACGAGCACCGGGCUCGGUUCCAGCCCAACUUCUGGCACCGCCCGUCGCCCGAUGACCUGCUCCUCGGCGUCCAGAAAGGAGAGAUGCCGCGCUCUAGGCACACGCAGAAGGUCAGCGGCAAAUCGCUCGACGAUCUGGAGCGACAGUACUCGAUCGCAGCGGAAUUCGAGACGGACAUCCAGGAAGUGUGGUUCGCGGGUUGUCACGCCGAUGUCGGCGGCGGUGCGCUCCCGAACAACGCUCGCAACAGUCUUGCCCGGAUAUCACUCCGGUGGAUGAUCCGCCAGUGCUUCGUGGUGCGCACGGGGAUCAUGUUCCAUGCAGAGAUGCUCCGCAUGGCCGGCAUCGACCCGGAUCGGCUGUAUCCGCACGUCCUGCCCCGCCCUCCUCCGAUUAUGCCGGACCCAGACGACGAGCGCAUGCAAGGCAGCACGGAGAUUAAGGGGAAGGUCAUCGCUGACUGGGACUUCGUGAGCGAGGAAGAGGAGGAUCUGGCGGAUGCCAUGACGGCGCUCAACGACGAGCUCUUGCGGCGGAGGAUCUGGUGGUUCCUCGAAUGGUUCCCGCAGAAGCUCAGAUUUCAGGAGAAGAACGAUACGUGGACCAAGGCGAUGAUAAUACAUCGCGGCCGGGGACGCCAUGUCCCCCGUCAGACCACGCACGGAGUGCAUAUCCACCGGACCGUCAAGAUGCGGAUGGACGCGCUGGGAUACAACCCGAGAGCGAACAUCAAGGCAACCACAGAUCCUAUCUGGGUGGACUGAAAUCAUGGCCUGUGGAUCAAUGUAUGAGUUGGAGGAAAAAUGUGGAUGGAAAUAUUUAUUUGAGGAUUGCCGGAGCUCAAAGUGGUUGGAUGUUAAUAGGAAAUCGUGCGCCCACGAUAAGUUGAACAACGAUCACGUGCUGCUCCCGGUCAAUCCACCGACAAACACUUGCAAAUACUCAUUGUUCUCCCCACAAUGCGCGCUCACUGCCCGCAGCCAUUGUCCGAUACAUAAUGGUGAUACCCGUAUAAGAACCACAGGCGAGUCUGUGGGA